AUGGAUGAGGCUGCUGACUAUGCCCUUGCGCUCAGCAUCGCGCUACAGGUUGCUGUAGACUCAGAACUCAUCGCAUCUCUACUGAAGGAUGAUCGACAAGUCCAAAAAGACCGAAGGAUUUCCAGGAGGUUGGCCGGUUCUCCUACGAAGGACACAGUGUUGAUUGCGGCCCUACUGCAGGUUGAAGAACAAGCCGAAAAAGACCACCUGUUGGCUGUAAGGCUAGCCGGCGGCGCCGACGUCGUACGUGAAACCAAGGGAGCUACUGCGACCGAUGGCAGUCGUCUCAACGACGAGACGUAUAACCGACUGAAGAAAUACAACACCCAAGCUGGCAAUGAUGGGAAACCGGACGGAAAACUCGACGAAAGACCGGACGAAAAGCUGGACGAAAAGACGGGCGGUUCUUCUACCUCAAAGAAGAGGAAGAUGAAGGAAUGUAUCGUCUGCCGAGAUAACUUCCCAGAAUCCGAUACCACCGACGCACCAUGCUCCCACACACUCUGCCGUCCAUGCUUCAUCACUCUCCUCAACACGACCAUGGAUGACGAAUCGCUCUUCCCCCCGAAGUGUUGUAGCAAACCUAUUCCUAUUACCGCCAAGAAUCUUUUUAUCAAUCAGUCCGUGGUCGAUAAGUUCAAAAGGAAGAAAAUCGAGUUCGAGACCGUCGACCGCACGUACUGCAGUAACCGAAACUGCUCCGUCUUUAUCCCACCUGCGUCAAUUCAGGGAAACAUGGGAACCUGCACAUCCUGUCGAAAGAAGACUUGUGUUCGAUGCAAGCGAACCGGGCAUCAAGGCCUUUGCCCUGUUGAUGAGGUCUCGCAGGAGGUGUUGAGUAUGGGAGAAAGACAGGGCUGGAAGCGAUGUGUCAAGUGCGGGCAUCUUAUUGAGCUCACAUUGGGGUGCAAUCACAUGAGUGAGUCACUUUUUACUGUCAACGAAACCUAG
Messenger RNA from Fusarium coffeatum, 951 nucleotides. RefSeq lists its product as uncharacterized. The coding region runs from base 1 to 951 and encodes 316 amino acids. The record is from RefSeq and is a predicted model, not a curated record. The transcript has a single exon. Gene Ontology annotation, biological process: ubiquitin-dependent protein catabolic process; positive regulation of proteasomal ubiquitin-dependent protein catabolic process; protein polyubiquitination. Gene Ontology annotation, molecular function: ubiquitin protein ligase activity; zinc ion binding; ubiquitin conjugating enzyme binding. Gene Ontology annotation, cellular component: cytoplasm; ubiquitin ligase complex. NCBI's taxonomy places the organism in Eukaryota, Fungi, Ascomycota, Sordariomycetes, Hypocreales, Nectriaceae.